CAGAAAUAUGGUUUCCUUUGUCCUAUUGAUUCCCAAGUGCUCCAACAACGAACAACAAGUCUUCCACUACUCCCCGACGACUAAAGAUAAGCAACAGUGGUCAAUUUAUGUCAACACGGAUCUAUGGUAAAGGAUCAGCAAUGGAGAACAGAGAAUCCAUUGGCUCCUGAAUCCGUUGAGCCGUCAUGGAUUCAUCAUUCUUCUCCAUGUUCUACUCCAUUUCUGUACUUAUCCUCCUUGAAGCUCUGAUUUCUUCAGGUUUCAAUCUAAUAAUUGUAGGUUCAGAAUCGGGAAAUAGGGCGAUGGCGAUUGAAGAUGAGGAUUCCAUGGCUCUUUUACCAUUUGGAUCUCGCUCUGGCAUUGGCAGAUUCAUUCGAUCUCCUCAAUGCGGUGGCCCUAGCCGAACAAGGGAUGGAAUUGCAGUGAUUACAGUGAAAAACAAUUGUAAGAAUACCAUCUGGCCAGCAACAUAUACCCUCGGUCCAGGGCAACCCCAACUAUCAACAACCGGGUUCGAGUUAGCUUUUGGAGCUUCAAGGUCACUCAACGUCCCAACGCCAUGGUCCGGUCGAGUAUGGGCACGAACCUUAUGCACCAACCAUGAUGUACGACUCACCUGCCUAACCGGAGAUUGCAGCGGAGGCCUUCAGUGCAAUGGUACUUUAGGAGUUCCGCCAGUCACGCUAGUGGAGUUCAACCUUGCAAAGGGCACAAAAGGCACCCAAGAUUUUCUUGAUAUUAGCCUUGUCGAUGGCUUCAACAUCCCGACCUCAAUCACGACCCAAGACGGUUUAGAGAGCGGAGAGUCAUGCAAAUCUCCGAAGUGUCGUGUCGACGUGAACAAAGUUUGCCCUGUAGAGUUGCAGGUGAAAUCUAACAAUGAAGUCAUUGGCUGCUUGAGCGCUUGCUCUGCAUUUAACCAGCCCCGCUAUUGCUGCACUGGAGAGUUUAUUGGCCCCAACAAUUGCAAGCCAUCAAGCUAUUCACAGAUUUUGAAGAACCAGUGCCCAGAUGCUUACAGUUACGCGUAUGAUGAUAUGAACUCUACUUUUAGUUGCAGUAAUUGGCCAAAUUAUGUCAUUACAUUUUGCGGAUGAACUAAUGAAGUUGGAGAUGAAGACAAUGACUUGGUAGCAUGGGAAAACUACUUUAGAACAAGGCAGCAACAUUGUAGGGUGCUCUGGGUAUAGGAUUACGAAGUGUUGUAUUAUAACAUCAGGUCAAAGUUGGGACAAACUUCGACUGAAACGUCGAGACGGACUAUUCAAUGGACAAACUUCGACUGAAACGUCGAGACGGACUAUUCAAUGGACAAACUUCAAGUUUCUAAGCCUCAAAA
Molecule: messenger RNA, 1339 nt
Organism: Cucurbita maxima (winter squash)
Lineage: Eukaryota; Viridiplantae; Streptophyta; Magnoliopsida; Cucurbitales; Cucurbitaceae
Product: thaumatin-like protein 1b
Exons: 3
Coding region: 186-1097 (303 amino acids)
Biological process (GO): defense response
Cellular component (GO): extracellular region
Source: RefSeq, a predicted model, not a curated record